UGUAAUGCUCUAUUAUUACAGCUUCUGCAAACAAGAUAAAUUGCCCAUUACAUUCCAGUCCUGUGUGAUGACGAAGGAGUGCGAGGUGUCAGAGUGGUCAGAAUGGACCCCCUGCUCCAAAACCUGCUUUGACAUGACAACCCCUAAAGGGAAUCGUACAAGAUCACGGACCAUUAAACAGCUCCCUAUCGGCAGCGAAAGUGAAUGUCCACAGUUAGAAGAAACAGAGCAGUGCGUUUCUCAGGGAGACGGUGUGGCACCAUGCAUUACGUAUGGUUGGCGGACCACAGAGUGGACAGAAUGCCGUGUCGAUCCCCUCCUUAGCCAACAGGACAAGAGGCGAGGAAAUCAGACGGCGCUGUGCGGAGGUGGCAUUCAAACCCGGGAAAUGUACUGCGUGCAAGCUAAUGAAAAUCUCCUCUCCUAUUUAAAUACCCUCAAGGAAAAAGAAGAAAGUCAGUCACAGAGCAAGUCGAAGGCUAGUGCUGCACCUCUGCUAUCGAUCACUUUUGAAAUAACAGCCUCGAGGCCGGUGGACCAUAAGCUAUGUACAGGACCUCUUCCCAGCACCUCCCAGCUGUGCCAUAUCCCCUGUCCUACAGAGUGUGAGACCUCAGCAUGGUCAGCCUGGGGACCAUGCACCUAUGAAAGCUGUGACGACCCUCAGGCCAAGAAGGGCUUUAAACUAAGGAAAAGGCGCAUCACUAAUGAGCCUACAGGAGGAACAGGAAACUGCCCUCACCUGCUGGAAGCCAUCCCAUGUGAAGAGCCCUCCUGCUAUGACUGGAGAAUCAUGGGGCUGGAGGAGUGCAUUCCCGACAAUGAGAAACCGUGUGGCCCUGGUACGCAGGUUCCUGUUGUUGUCUGCAUCAACAGUGAUGGAGAAGAGGUUGACAGACAGCUGUGUAGAGAUGCUAUCUACCCAAUCCCGGUUGUCUGCGAAGCUCCAUGCCCAAAGGACUGUGUGCUCAGCAUGUGGUCUGCGUGGUCCUCCUGCUCACACACCUGCUCCGGCAAAACCACAGAAGGGAAGCAGAUGCGUGCCCGCUCCAUUCUGGCGUAUGCAGGUGAAGGAGGAAUACAGUGCCCAAAUAGUAGUGCACUACAGGAAACACGCAGCUGUAACGAACACUCUUGCACUGUGUAUCAUUGGCAGACUGGCCCAUGGGGACAGUGCAUAGAGGAUACGUCUGUCUCUGCUUUCAACUCCUCUGCCAGCUGGAAUGGGGAGGCCACCUGUUCUGUGGGGAUGCAGACAAGAAAGGUCAUCUGUGUGAGAGUCAACGUGGGACAAGUGGGUCCAAAAAAAUGCCCUGAGAGCCUCCGACCAGAAACUGUAAGGCCUUGUCUGCUUCCCUGUAGGAAGGACUGUAUUGUGACUCCAUUCAGUGACUGGACAUUGUGUCCUUCUUCAUGUCAGGAAGGGGGUGUCACAGUAAAGAAGCAGUCCCGUCACCGAGUCAUCAUCCAGCUCCCGGCCAACGGUGGUCGAGAGUGCCCAGACUCUUUGUUUGAGGAAAAGGAAUGUGAGGCUUCUCCUGUCUGCUAUAGCUACAGGUGGAAGACCCACAAGUGGCGCAGAUGCCAGCUAGUACCAUGGUACGUGCGCCAAGACAGUCCAGGAGCACAGGAAACUUGUGGACCAGGGCUACAAGCAAGAGCAAUUACUUGUCGCAGACAAGACGGAGGACAGGCUGACAUCAGUGAGUGCCUUAAGUACGCUGGCCCAUUACCAUCCUUAACACAGAUGUGCCAGAUUCCCUGCCAAGAUGACUGUCAGUUUACAAACUGGUCGAAGUUUUCUUCCUGUAAUGGAGAUUGUGGAGGAGUCAGGACAAGAAAACGCACUCUUGUCGGAAAAAGUAAGAAAAGGGAUAAAUGCAAAAAUUCUCAGUUGUAUCCUCUGAUUGAGAACCAGUUUUGCCCAUGUGACAAGUACAGUGCUCAACCUGUGGGAAACUGGUCAGACUGUAUCUUACCAGAGGGUAAGAUGGAAGUAUUGCUGGGAAUGAAGGUACAAGGAGACGUUAAGGAAUGUGGACAAGGCUAUCGUUACCAGGCCAUGGCAUGCUAUGAUCAAAACAGUCGACUUGUGGAAACAUCACGAUGCAACAGUCACG
Messenger RNA from Cariama cristata (Red-legged seriema), 2120 nucleotides. Its product is annotated as thrombospondin type-1 domain-containing protein 7A-like. The record is from RefSeq and is a predicted model, not a curated record. NCBI's taxonomy places the organism in Eukaryota, Metazoa, Chordata, Aves, Cariamiformes, Cariamidae. The annotation marks the transcript as partial. The transcript is spliced from 12 exons.